Messenger RNA from Gossypium arboreum, 1639 nucleotides. Its product is annotated as transcription factor SRM1-like. The record is from RefSeq and is a predicted model, not a curated record. Lineage: Eukaryota; Viridiplantae; Streptophyta; Magnoliopsida; Malvales; Malvaceae. The transcript has 4 exons. Gene Ontology annotation, molecular function: DNA binding. The coding region runs from base 498 to 1391 and encodes 297 amino acids.
AUUUUAGAUUAAAAGCUAUAAAAUAAGGCGAGAAACCCAGAUAAAAGAAAAAAAGAGAAAAGACAAGACCAAAAGAGUAACCUUGUUGAUAAAAUUAAAUAUUGAAACUUUGUUUUGCUUUUUUUUUUCCUUCCUUAAUUUCUUAUUCUAUCUAUCCAACAAGAAGCACCGAGAAAAAGAAAAAAAAGAAAAAGAAAAAGUAAGAGAAAGAAAUUAAUGGCAGAUUAGAGUGUAAUGUGUAUGUUGAGCAACUUGGGAUGAAGGGUGUAAGGCUUUUCAAUCCCAGCUGUAACAAUUUGUAGCAAAGUUAUUGCAGGAAGUGAUGGGACAAUUGACCCAUCCUGCAACUUCCUUUGUAGAUACUUUCAGGAUAACCCAUCAACAUCAUCUAUAAUUUGUAUGUACUAAGCCCUUCGUAAAUUUGUCAAAUAAUUGGUUCUUUUUUUGAGAUUUCUUUUUUGGGUGAUACUCUGGAUAGUGGAUUGAGACAAGCCUAGAUGACUGUGGAAGAAGCUGGCAAUAGCUCCGAGUGGAGUAGGGGCCAAGAUAGGGCAUUCGAGAAUGCCCUUGCAACCUAUCCCGAGGACUCUGCGGAUCGGUGGGAGAAAAUUGCAGCUGAUGUGCCGGGGAAAACUUUGGAAGAGAUUAAAGAGCACUAUGAGCUUUUAGAGGAUGACAUUAACCAGAUUGAAUCUGGUUGUGUGCCUCUCCCUCCGUACGAUUCUUCUGAUGGUUCAGCCGGCCAUGCUGGUGACGAAGGAACUGGUAAAAAAGGAAGCAGCAAUUUAGGGCAUUAUAACAGUGAGUCAAAUCAGGGGAGUAAGAGUUCGAGGUCAGAUCAGGAACGUCGCAAGGGGAUUGCUUGGACAGAGGAUGAGCACAGGUUAUUUCUUCUUGGUUUGGAUAAAUAUGGAAAAGGUGACUGGAGAAGCAUAUCCCGGAACUUUGUGGUCACAAGAACGCCAACACAAGUGGCAAGUCAUGCGCAAAAGUAUUUCAUUCGGUUGAACUCCAUGAACAAAGAUAGGAGGCGAUCUAGCAUCCACGAUAUCACCAGCGUUGGCAAUGCAGAUAUUUCAGCACCUCAAGGGCCAAUCACUGGUCAAACAAAUGGUGCUGCUGCUGGAGGUUCAUCCGGAAAAUCAGCCAAACAGCCCCCUCAACAUCCUGCUGCACCGGCUGGUGUAGGUGUGUAUGGUGCUCCAACUAUGGGGCAGCCGAUAGGAGGCGGCCCCCUCGUCUCAGCAGUUGGCACACCAGUGAAUCUUCCUGCCCCGGCACAUAUGGCUUAUGGAGUGAGAGCUCCUGUACCAGGAGCGGUAGUUCAUGGUGCACCGAUGAACAUGGGUCCUGCGACAUACCCAAUUCCGCAUACAUCUGCUCAUAGGUAACAUGCUGUUUAGCUGCCAAAUGUACAAAAGACGGAAGACAACUAGCUUGUGUAGAUAUCGGGUUAUCGGGUUUUCCGAUUUAGCCUGAAUAAGAUUUGCUUAUUUGCAAGUACAAGUUUAUGUCUGUCAUUUGUUUAAUCUAUAAAUAAGCCAUAGAGAGAGUAUUUACAUGUAUCAAUAUAUAGGUAACUGUGCAAAAGGAAAAUGUUAAAUAUGGCAUGGUUUAUGAGUAGGACAGCUUUUUGGCA